AUGUCUCCUUUGGGUAGACCACAGCCCCUGAGCCUCAUAUUUCUUUUGGGGAUGGGGAUGGCAUCAGAGAGGAUCAACUGCCCGAGCAGGUGUAGCUGUCAGUACCUGGCAGUAAACUGCACUGGGCAGCAGUUGCAGGAGUUCCCUGUGGACAUCCCUCUGGACACCAGGCAGCUGAUUCUGGCAGUAAACAAUGUCUCGUACCUGCCGGCAGUGGAAUUGAGCUUCCUGGCUGAUUUGGUCUACCUGGACUGCAGGAAGAACCUCUUGGGGGAUGACCUGGAUUUCACUUUCUUUGGCAUGGCCAAACUUGUCUAUCUGGACCUCAGCUUCAACAACCUCACACAAGUCACCCUCAACACAUUCUCACACCUCCUCAGCCUGGUGGUGCUGAAGAUCUCGGACAAUCCCAACCUUGUGGCCAUCGAGAAGGAUGCUUUUGCCAACAACACCUGGCUGAGGCACCUGGAUGUGAGCCGGACUGGUUUAACAUUCCUGGACACCAGCACUGUCCGGGACCUGCCCAACCUGAGGUUUCUGGGGCUCAGUGACAACCUGUGGCACUGCAACUGCUCCUUUCUGGAUUUCAUCACCUGGAUGACGGAGAGCAACGUUCAUUUUCCAGAUGCUGACAACAUCACCUGCCACACCCCAGAAGGCCUGCGUGCCCUGAGGAUGCCAGCAGUGAAGGCACAGCUCCACUUCAGCUGCCUGACCCAGCUCUACAAGCAGGACUAUGUCUUUCUGUGCCUCGUCGGCCUCUGCAUAUUCCUUGCUGGCACCACAGCAGCCUGGCUAGCUGGAAUCUGUGCUGUCAUCUAUGAAGUCCAUGUUUCCAAGGGAGAGGAGGAAGAGGAGGAUGAGGACGAAGACACAGCCACUUAG
Acanthisitta chloris (rifleman) is the source of this 885-nucleotide messenger RNA. It is a transcript of the gene LRRC52, whose product is annotated as leucine rich repeat containing 52. Lineage: Eukaryota; Metazoa; Chordata; Aves; Passeriformes; Acanthisittidae. The record is from RefSeq and is a predicted model, not a curated record. Gene Ontology annotation, molecular function: potassium channel activator activity; voltage-gated potassium channel activity; transmembrane transporter binding. Gene Ontology annotation, cellular component: voltage-gated potassium channel complex. The coding region runs from base 1 to 885 and encodes 294 amino acids. The transcript is spliced from 2 exons.